AUGGAAGAAGUGAAGGAGAAGGGAAAGGUAUGUGUAACAGGAGGAAGUGGUUUUCUUGGAUCAUGGAUGGUUAUGAGACUUCUUCAGUUUGGUUAUUAUGUUAACACCACAAUUAGAUCUCAUCCAGAUCGCAAGAAGGAUGUGAGCUACCUCACGAAUCUUCCAGGUGCUCAAGAAAGACUACACAUUUUUAACGUUGAUUUAGACAAACCAGAGGGUUUCAAUGCUGCAAUUGAAGGAUGCAUUGGAGUAUUUCAUGUUGCACAUCCAGUUGAUUUUGAGAACAAAGAAAGUGAAGAAACAAUUACACAAAGAUCCAUCAAUGGGACUUUAGGUAUUUUACAAGCAUGUCUUAAUUCAAAGACAGUUAAACGUGUUAUAUACACUUCUAGUUCAACUACGGUUAUGGUUGAGAAUUCAUCAGACAUAGUGGACGAAAACUCAUGGACAAACGUAGACAUUGUAAGAGCUUUAAAGAACUUUGCAAGUUCUUACACGAUUAGUAAGACAUUAACAGAAAAGACAGCUCUAGAAUUCGCUGAAAAAAAUGGUAUCGAUCUUGUGACUGUAAUCCCAACUUGGAUACAUGGCCCCUUUAUUACUCCUCAAAUUCCUGGCUCUGUUCGUUCAUCUAUGGAAAUGAUUCUUGGUCAUCAAAAUUAUAACAUGAGUUACCCUCCAUAUGUACCUUUUGUACAUGUAGAUGAUGUGACAAAUGCUCACAUUUUCCUUCUUGAAAAUCCUAAUGCAAAAGGAAGAUAUAUUUGUUCAACUGUUGAAAUAACACGUGAAAAGCUAGCUGAGUUUCUUUCGACUAGAUAUCCUGAAUUUCAAAAACAAAUUAAUGAGUACACAUGGGCAAGUAGUGAAGAAGUUACAUGCCCUAGAUAUUCAUCCAAAAAGCUUUUGGAGACUGGAUUCAAGUACAAGCAUGGUCUUGAGGAAAUGUAUGAUGGAGCUAUUUAA
This is a messenger RNA of Solanum verrucosum, 966 nucleotides long. RefSeq names its product vestitone reductase-like. Gene Ontology annotation, molecular function: oxidoreductase activity, acting on the CH-OH group of donors, NAD or NADP as acceptor. NCBI's taxonomy places the organism in Eukaryota, Viridiplantae, Streptophyta, Magnoliopsida, Solanales, Solanaceae. The record is from RefSeq and is a predicted model, not a curated record. The transcript has 4 exons. The coding region runs from base 1 to 966 and encodes 321 amino acids.